Chaetomium globosum CBS 148.51 is the source of this 1386-nucleotide messenger RNA. Its product is annotated as translation elongation factor EF-1 alpha. The coding region runs from base 1 to 1386 and encodes 461 amino acids. The transcript is spliced from 6 exons. NCBI's taxonomy places the organism in Eukaryota, Fungi, Ascomycota, Sordariomycetes, Sordariales, Chaetomiaceae. Gene Ontology annotation, molecular function: translation elongation factor activity; GTP binding; GTPase activity. Gene Ontology annotation, biological process: translational elongation; translation. The record is from RefSeq and is a predicted model, not a curated record.
AUGGGCAAGGAAGACAAGCUCCACCUGAACGUCGUUGUCAUUGGACACGUCGACUCCGGCAAGUCUACGACUACCGGCCAUCUUAUCUACAAGUGCGGUGGUAUCGACAAGCGUACCAUCGAGAAGUUCGAGAAGGAAGCCGCUGAGCUCGGCAAGGGUUCCUUCAAGUAUGCGUGGGUUCUUGACAAGCUCAAGGCCGAGCGUGAGCGUGGUAUCACCAUCGAUAUCGCCCUCUGGAAGUUCGAGACCCCCAAGUACUAUGUCACCGUCAUUGACGCCCCCGGUCAUCGUGACUUCAUCAAGAACAUGAUUACUGGUACCUCCCAGGCUGAUUGCGCUAUUCUCAUCAUCGCCUCUGGUACUGGUGAGUUCGAGGCUGGUAUCUCCAAGGAUGGCCAGACCCGUGAGCACGCUCUGCUCGCCUACACCCUGGGUGUCAAGCAGCUCAUCGUCGCCAUCAACAAGAUGGACACCACCAAGUGGUCUGAGGCCCGCUACCAGGAGAUCAUCAAGGAGACCUCCAACUUCAUCAAGAAGGUCGGCUACAACCCCAAGUCCGUUGCCUUCGUCCCUAUCUCCGGCUUCCACGGCGACAACAUGCUUGAGCCCACCACCAACGCUCCUUGGUACAAGGGCUGGGAGAAGGAGGCCAAGGGGGGUGCCAAGGUCACUGGCAAGACCCUCCUCGAGGCCAUCGACUCCAUCGAGCCCCCCAAGCGUCCUACCGACAAGCCGCUCCGUCUUCCCCUCCAGGAUGUGUACAAGAUCGGUGGUAUCGGAACGGUCCCUGUCGGCCGUAUCGAGACUGGUAUCCUGAAGCCCGGUAUGGUCGUCACCUUCGCCCCUUCCAACGUCACCACGGAAGUCAAGUCCGUCGAGAUGCACCACGAGCAGCUUACCGAAGGUGUUCCCGGCGACAACGUUGGUUUCAACGUCAAGAACGUCUCCGUCAAGGAUAUUCGCCGUGGCAACGUCGCUGGCGACUCCAAGAACGACCCGCCCAUGGGUGCUGCGUCGUUCGACGCUCAGGUCAUUGUCCUGAACCACCCCGGCCAGGUCGGUGCUGGUUACGCCCCCGUCCUCGACUGCCACACGGCCCACAUUGCCUGCAAGUUCGCCGAGCUCCAGCAGAAGAUCGAUCGCCGUACCGGCAAGUCUGUUGAAGACUCGCCCAAGUUCAUCAAGUCUGGCGAUGCCGCCAUCGUCAAGAUGAUCCCCUCCAAGCCCAUGUGCGUUGAGUCUUUCACCGACUACCCUCCUCUCGGUCGUUUCGCCGUGCGUGACAUGCGUCAGACCGUCGCCGUCGGUGUCAUCAAGAAGGUCGAGAAGUCCGCUGGUGGUGCCGGCAAGGUCACCAAGUCCGCUGCCAAGGCUGGCAAGAAAUAA